Messenger RNA from Liolophura sinensis, 2869 nucleotides. RefSeq names its product sodium/nucleoside cotransporter 2-like. NCBI's taxonomy places the organism in Eukaryota, Metazoa, Mollusca, Polyplacophora, Chitonida, Chitonidae. Gene Ontology annotation, molecular function: nucleoside:sodium symporter activity. Gene Ontology annotation, biological process: nucleoside transmembrane transport. The coding region runs from base 262 to 2085 and encodes 607 amino acids. The record is from RefSeq and is a predicted model, not a curated record. The transcript is spliced from 11 exons. Gene Ontology annotation, cellular component: plasma membrane.
GAGAUGAGCGCCGCCUGUUUCGCUACACCCUACACGGCGAACACAGAAGCGUAAUCGACUGAAGGACGAAAAUUCUGAACAGGUGGGGUUAAAAAUGAUGUUUUCUCUGUCUGCUGGAGUCAACACCUGGAUAUCAGUGUAACUGUGGCCCAGUCCUGGCUAGAGCACGGGCUACAGCAGGGAAGUCUGUACAGUCAACCAUACCCAAUUCCUGUUUACUAAAGUUUCUUUCAUAAGUGCCCACAACAAACUGUUUGCGCCAUGGAUGUGAAAGUGGACAUGGAGCCAAGAGCUGAUGCUGAUAGUAAAAUGCUUAACGGCCACGGUGAUGCUUCGGAGGAUGAUGACCAGUACUCUGUAUGUCCGAAAGUAUCGCGUACCAGCCCACGUGACACCGAGAUGGCCGGCGAAGGUGACACAGACACCGGGGCUGAAACCAAGUGUUCGGCUUGCUUCAGACGCACAGAGAAAGUGUACGACCGUCUACGCUCAGCUCUUGUCCGCCACAAGCCGCUAUUGUUCAGAGGCGUUAUGAUAGUCUUCGCACUACUGUGGGUGGUUUACCUCAUAUUCGCAAUUAUCAUUCGGCGGGAUAAGGCCGUACCCAUCUUGAUAUUGUCCAUAUGCGUGCUCCUGGUGUUCGGCUGGAAACAGUUUAGAAGACUGGUGGGUGAUAAGAUUGUAAGGGAACUUAAAGCUCACUGUGUGUGUGAGGACAGGACGAAACUGUGGGUAAAGAGAUGCGUUCUGUGCCUCUUAGUUGUCGGCUUACUAAUUUUUAUUGUCGCAGAUACUGGGCGUCACGUGGAAAACAUAACCUCACUAGCUGGACUGGUUGUGUUUGUUCUUAUUGUGUUUAUCACCUCUACCAAUCCCUUUAAGGUUAAAUGGCGGCCUGUACUCUGGGGACUGGGCCUUCAGUUUGUUAUGGGGCUCAUCAUACUGAGGUGGGACAAGGGUUAUCAGGCCUUCAGCUUUCUGGGGGAGCAAGUCAAAACCUUUCUGGAAUAUGCUGACGCCGGGUCCAAGUUUGUCUUUGGCCCGGAAACCUAUCUGCUACACCCUGUAGCAUUCAAGGUUUUGCCAGUGGUAGUGUUUUUCAGCGCUGUUAACUCGGCGCUACAUUACUGGGGGGUAAUACAGUGCGUGGUAGAGACCUUGGCCUGGAUUCUCCAGUACACAUUGAACACCACGCCCAUAGAAUCGCUGGCCGGAGCUGCCCAUAUAUUUGUAGGCCAGUUGGAAUCCAGCUUAAUGCUGAAACCCUUCCUACCGAAGCUGACCGUGUCAGAACUACACGCAGUCAUGACAACCGGAUUCGCUACCAUUGCAGGCACUGUUGUGGCGGCCUAUAUCGAGUUUGGAGCAGAAGCCGAGCACCUGUUGGCGGCAUCCUUCAUGUCCGGCCCAGCAGCGCUUGCGCUCUCCAAACUCAGCUUCCCGGAAACGGAGCAGUCUCAGACCAAAUCCAAGAAGGACGUUAAACUUCCCAGAGGGCAGCAGAGAAACGUGGUAGAGGCCGCCUCGGAGGGAGCCGCCAAUGCUGUGAAGCUGAUAGCGUACAUUGUGGUCAAUAUCAUUGCCUUUUUGUCCAUUUUGGAGUUUAUCAACGCCAUUCUCACCUACCUGGGGAACAAUGUUGGUAUCCACAACCUCAGUUUUCAGAUGAUUUGUUCAUACGUGUUCAUGCCGGUAGCAGCCGUGAUGGGGGUACCGUGGGAAGACACCAGCAAAGUGGGAGCUCUCAUAGGAACAAAGGUUUUCAUCAAUGAGUUCGUGGGGUACGCACAGCUAGGCCCCAUGAUCAGAAGUGGAGAAAUACAGAAGCGUACCGGUGUGAUCGCCACGUACAUCCUGUGUGGUUUUGGCAGUAUUCAGAGUCUGGGCAUCGCCCUGGGCGGGUAUUCCGCCGUGGCACCCUCACGACGCAGUGACGUAGCCGGUCACAUGGUGCGCGCCCUCGUUCUGGGUAAUCUCGCGUGCUUCACCACCGCGUGCAUGGCAGGAAUGCUGUACCACGACCAAGUGGAUGUCAUGGGGUAUAGUGGAAAUGCCACUUACCUUUUAAAUUCAACGAUGCCAUAAAUGACAAGAUGGUUGAAUAUAUGGCUGUUUUUCUGCGAUAUCUGACAACAUGGAAACUACAAUUUUAACGAACAUGUGAAAUACGGCUGUACAUCUCCACCGUAUAUGAGAACAUCUGAGAUACGACACUACAUCUCUACCAUGACUGACAAUAACUGAGAUACGACACUACAUCUCCACCAUCACUGACAACAUGUGAGAUACGGCAGUACAUCUUUACCAUAACUGGCAACAUCUGACAUACGGCAUUACAGCCCUACCAUAACUGACAUCUGAGAUACGACAGUGUAUUUCUACCAUCACUGACAACAUCUCAGACAUGACUGUACAUCUCUAGUAUGACUGAAAUCUGUACUAUAACUGACAUCUGAUAUACGACUGUCUUACCAUGACUGACAUGUUCUGAGAUACGACUGUACAGCUUUACCAUAACUGACAACAUCUGAGAUACGAUGUAUAUCUCUACCAUUACUGACUACAUCUGAGAUAUUACAGUAUAUCUCUACCAUUACUGACAGCAUAUAUGGCAGUACGUCUCUAUCACAACUGACAUCUGCGAUACCUCAGUACACCUCUACCUUAAUUGACAUCAUCCAACGGCAGUACAUCUCUGCCAUAGUUGACAAGAUCUGAGAUAUCUCUAUCGACUGUGCAUCUCUAUCAUAACUGACAUCUGAGAUACGACUGUAUAUCUCUACCAUACAUGACAACAUUUUUAUUAUUAAAUACUCAGAAAGAUGAUUUGAUACUUAUGGGUUUUUUUUUUCAUUGUAUGAAUGAUCAA